Messenger RNA from Solanum stenotomum, 2199 nucleotides. Its product is annotated as pentatricopeptide repeat-containing protein At3g53360, mitochondrial-like. The record is from RefSeq and is a predicted model, not a curated record. Bases 85 to 2193 code for a protein of 702 amino acids. NCBI's taxonomy places the organism in Eukaryota, Viridiplantae, Streptophyta, Magnoliopsida, Solanales, Solanaceae. The transcript has a single exon. Gene Ontology annotation, molecular function: RNA binding; protein binding. Gene Ontology annotation, biological process: RNA modification.
UUGAAGAAAUUAUCUUAGCCUGAAAAUUUAUUUAUCAAAAUCUUAUUUUUGAUUUCACUUUAGUUACUAUUACUCUGUUCUUUCAUGUCCUUCAUUCAACUCCUUCGUGGAUGCACAAGCUCAAAUUCCCUCUUCAAUGGCAAGUCACUCCAUGCUCAGCUACUCAAACUUGGGUGCCAAAAAGCUGACAUUUUUACAAACAAUCACUUGCUCACAAUGUACUUAAAGCUCAAUCAACUUGAUGAUGCCCAACAACUGUUCGACAGAAUGCCUGAACGAAACAUCAUUUCUUGGACAACAUUGAUUUCCACAUAUUCUCAAUUGGGUAUGUCUGAAAAAGCUUUGGGUUGCUUUAGAUCAAUGAAUCUUGAAGAUGGGUUUGGUCCAAAUGGUUAUACUUAUGUUGCUGCUUUAUCAGCUUGUAGUAGUUUAGGUGCUGAAAGAACAGGGAAGGAGUUACAUGGGAGGAUGUUGAAAACUGAGGAAAGUUUAAAUAGUUUUGUGAGUAAUUGUUUGGUUAAUUUUUAUGGGAAAUGUGGGUUGUUGAAAUCAGCUAGGAUUGUUUUUGAUGGAAUUUUGGAACCUAAUUCUGUUACUUGGGCUUCUUUGAUUUCUUGUUAUUUUCAUUGUAGGGAGUAUCAAGAAGGAUUGAACAUGUUCGUGUUGGCAUUGAGGGGAGGGGUGAUAUUGAAUGAGUUUUUCUGUGGGAGUGUUUUGGGUGCUUGUGCUGUGGUAAAAAGUUUGCAACUUGGGAUGCAAAUUCAUGGUUUGAUUGUUAAGUCUAGUUUGGGGAUCGAUCAGUUUGUGGUGACUGGUUUGAUUAAUUUUUACGCUAAAUGUGGUCGAUUGGAAUUGGCACGUCAAGCUUUUGAUGAGGCAGAUGGACCGGAGUUGCAUGCUUGGACUGCGAUUAUUGGAGGUUGUGUGCAGUUAGGGAGUGGAAGAGAGGCCAUUGAACUUUUCUGUAAGUUGCUUUCCUCGGGGUUGAAACCAAGCGAGAGAACAUUUUCAUCAGUUAUUGGAGCUUUUGCUGAUGUAAAAGAACUUAGAGUUGGGAAACAGAUUCAUUCGCGGAUUGUAAAACAGGGAUUCGACUCAUUUAGUUUCGUAUGCAAUGCUUUGUUGGACUUUUACUCCAAAAGUGAAUUAUUUGAGGAAUCAUUAAAGCUCUUUCAAGAAAUGAAAGAACAUGAUGUUGUUAGCUGGAAUACGCUAAUUGCUGGAUGUGUGAGCUCGGGUCGGUAUGAAGAAGCUAUGAGAUUUCUCAGGGAAAUGUUGCUUGAGGGUUUCGAACCGAGCCUAUACACAUACUCAAGCAUUUUGAGCAUUUGUGGAGAUUUACCAGCUAUUGAAUGGGGCAAGCAAACCCAUUGCCGUGUACUAAAGUCUAGAUUUGAUUCCAAUGUGGUUGUUGACAGCGCCCUCGUUGAUAUGUAUACUAAAUGUGGACGACUUGGUUAUGCACGUAGAGUUUUUGACAUCCUUCCCGCGAAAAACUUGAUAUCUUGGAACACCAUGGUUGUAGGAUACGCCCAGCAUGGGUUUGGGAAAGAAGCUUUGGAAAUUUAUGGUAUGAUGCAGAGCAGUGGGGUUAAGCCUAACGACAUUACAUUUCUUGGAGUAUUAUCUGCCUGUGGACACGUUGGACUUUUAGACGAAGGACUUCACCAUUUUACUAGCAUGACUAAGGUGCACGGAAUCAUUCCAAGGACAGAUCACUUAGCUUGUGUAGUCAGUCUAUUCGCACGCAAAGGAAAAACAAAAGAAGCUUAUCGUUUCAUAAAGAGCUUUUCAGGGGAACCGGAUAAGGUAGUGUGGCGUUGUCUCUUGUCUGGUUGCAAAGCUAAUAGAGACUUUGUCUUGGGGAAAUAUGCUGCUGAAAAGAUUCUAGAUAUCGAUCCUGAUGAUACUUCAGCCUACAUUGUAUUAUCUAACAUUUACGCGGAGUUACAGAUGUGGGAUGAAACAGCCAAGAUUAGGAAACUGAUAAAGGCGAAGGCGUUAAAGAAGGAAACUGGACAUAGUUGGAUUGAAUUACAGAACAAAAUGUAUACAUUCUCGGCAUGUAAUAUCAUGUCCCUUCAAGAAAGUUAUCUGCAGCAAGUUUUGACUGGAUUGACAGCCCAAUUGUUAGAUUCAGGCUAUGUCCCUGAUCUCAUGUUUUCACUGAAUUUUGAGGGGCAAGUUAUCUGAUAACUC